AUGCAUUCCUUUCUAAGUCGAUUAAAUACUUUAUUUGCUUUUACAAUAAGUGUUCUUGCUGUACUAACAAUUGGUGUAUUUGUAUCGACGUAUUUUGAAAAAUAUUAUGAAACUGUAUCAAUUGGAGUGAAUAAACCAAUUGUAAAACAUAUGACUGAUUAUUCGGCAAAUCGAAAGAAGAAUGAUUUAGGUGUAUUACAAUUGAAUUUAGAUAUGAAUCUUAAUCAAUUAUUUGAUUGGAAUGUUAAAGUAUUAUUUUUAUAUUUAAUCGCAGAAUAUGUGACACCAGCAAAUAGUCUCAAUCAAGUUGUUCUAUGGGAUAAAAUAAUUCGACGUGGUGAAAAUGCACGUAUUUAUUUACAUGAUAUUGCAACGAAAUAUUAUUUUUGGGAUGAUGGAGAGAAUUUAAGAUCGAAUAAUGUAACAUUAUCACUUGCAUGGAAUAUAAUACCAAAUGCUGGUCGUUUACUUCAUGUUCCAGCAAAUGGAUCAACAUCUUUCAUUUUUUCUGAUCAAUAUACAACAAGUCGAGCAGCUAGUCCAAAAUCAAAUAUCGAUAACGAAACUAUUAAUAGUCAAGAUUCAUGUAAAUCGCGAAAUACUAUUACCCGUCAAUGGUUUCAUUGGCAAACAUCAUACAAAAAUCAUAUUAAAACUCUCGAAAGGUCUGUCAAUUGGUGGAAUCUUUCUCCAACAUCAUAUCUUGGUAUCAUUGUUCAUCUCACUAAAACAAAUGAAAUCGACUUACUACGAAUAUCACUUGCUCAGUUAUCAUUUCUACUAUCAAAUAAUCCACGACCAGUUGCUAUUUUUCAUGAAGGUGAUUUUGAUAAUAACCAAACUUCACAAUCUUUGGCACAAACACUUGGUCCUCAUACACCGUUAGCUUUUGAAAGAAUCGAUUUUUCUAAUAAAUCAGUUGGACCUCCUCCAGUUGAUCCUAUUACAUUUUCUCGUGGUUAUUCUGAUAUGUGUCGUCUUUUCACUCUCCUGCUCUCAAAUCAUCUCCUCUCGUCAAGUAAUAA
Messenger RNA from Adineta steineri, 1025 nucleotides. NCBI's taxonomy places the organism in Eukaryota, Metazoa, Rotifera, Eurotatoria, Adinetida, Adinetidae. The record is from the annotation of a GenBank genome assembly.